AUGACGUUCCUCAAGAAAGGUACAGUAAAUGUAUCUGAGAAUUCAAAUCAUUCAAAAUCAAAUUCUGCUCCCUCAGCAAAGUCUGCUGCUGGUUAUACUUUGAAAACUCACAAUAGAAUAAGUAGCGAUUACGCUAAAAAUAGACAUUCCACAAACGAUCUUAGAAGUUCAAUGGCUUUUACAGGGUCCAAACUAAAUUAUGAUUCACAGCACCAUUCAUCUGAAAAGACACCACUGGGAUCAUUAUCCGAUCAACUAGAAGUCCAUACAUUGACUGACAGUUACUCAGCUGAUAAUAUUCCCAAUAGCCCAUCUAUGGCAGCUUCUUCGUCGUCAACGUUAAAUAUAAGUUCAACUAAACCUUCUCAAAGAAACUCUAAUGCAUACGGAGGAGAGUUUUCUACUCAGUCCUCAUCAAGAAAAUCAUCAGGUAACAGUAUCAAUAGUCUUUCAUUUGACAAAUUAAUCUUAUCCUGGGAUCCCACAGAUCCCGAUGAAUGGAACAUGCAACGUAUAGUUUCAUGGCUAAAAUUCCACGAAUUCCCAGAUACGUGGAUUUCAACCUUCAAGAAGCAAAGACUUGUCGGACAGAAUUUUAUUAAACUACUUGCAUAUGAGAAUUUUGCAGUCUAUGAGAAAUACUUACCGCAAUCCAAGACUGCAUCAUAUAAGAAAUUCCAGACAUUGUUAAAACAAACUAUGACAAAAAAUGUAGCCAAUAGUAAUCAUAAUAAUGGACAUAACAGAGUAAGGUCUUCGGAUAAGUUGAAAUCAUCAAGAAGCUCUAGUGAAUCAAUCAAGAAUAAAACUAAGGAAGAAAUUGACAAUACUUCAAGAUCCGCAUCCGAAUCUAUGAUGUCACCAAUAAAAACAGCUCCAACAAAAACAGAGGAUAAAUCCAAACAUCCUCAAUUGAGAACUCAUCAGAAAACGAAAAGUGCCAGUGUUCUCUACAGGAAAAGUUUCAUAUCCUUACGUGGUUCAUUAACACCGUCGACACCUACACCAAAUAACAAUAAUCAACAGGGAUCUAACCAACAAACAAACGCUACUUCCAACAUCAAAUUAAAAAUUCCAUCAAGGCCAUCCUCUAUUAUUGAAUCAACUGCAUCUUCGAGUAAAUCAAAUACGCCACCAUUAUCCCCAUCGUCAUAUCCAAACAUCUUUAGGAGGAACCACAAAAGUAGUUCUUCUGAAUCAUCUCUUUUGAAUGCAAUUUUCGGUACAUCACAUAACAAUUCUUCAAAUUCCAAUCUCCCUGUCACGAAUAAGAAUGGCAGUGGAGUAUCCCCAAAUACGAAUAAGAUACACAAUACUAUAACAAAACCUCGAUCUAUCGAAAGUCCUUCAGACAGUUACAAGAGGAAAUCGUUUGAUGCAGCAAGUAAAUUAAGAAUGAACCAUGAGUCGUCAUCUUUGUCACCCACAAAGUCAAAUGCACAAGAAGAAAAAUCAAAUCUUUGGGGGAAACUAAAAAGAAGGAGUCAAUUUUCAAGUCCAUAUUCUUCUUCUGCCUUACCAACUCCGGUAGCUCCAUCAAGGAGUUCAAGUGUGAUUACAUUAACACCAGGCAAGGUAAAUCAUGACGUACAAUCGCCAAGUGUCUCAUCUAUGUCUUCAAAACUCUCUAAAAAGCAAACACUUGCUAGCGAAACAUUGACUGACAGCCCCAUUGUUACUCUUGCAAAGGAUGACGAAAAAGAAAAUAGUUCUAAAGAACCAGUUCUGAGUGUGGAUCCUAAAUAUUUUCCAGGUAAUUCCCUUACAGAUGAAGACAGAGAAACAUAUAUCCUUAUUACUAAAGAUAAUAAAAGUUACAUUCCAUUCCAAAUUAGCCUAUUCAAUUCUCCGGAAACAUUCAAAGAUACUAUAUGUACAAGACUAAAUAUAAGUGCUAAACAAAUGUGCGUACAUAUGACAAACUUUAAAGGGGAUAUAGGAUCGCCACUUACCGACGAUAUUAUCAGUAUGCUAGUAAAUAAUUCUUUCAAGGGUAGCACUCUACAAUUUUAUAUCAAGGAUCACAGUAAGAUUCAAAAUAGACUAAGGACUGGAACGUUAUCUAGUGAUAUUCAGCAUACCUUGCGGUCUGUGAAAAGUAAAGGUUCCGUAAGGUCGGUUACCAGCAGCAUACAUGGCACAACUGAUGAUGUGUCAAUCGUAACAUCGUCGUCUGAUAUUACUUCAUCUGAGGAUCACUCACCAAGUAACAAUUUCCGUAGAUAUCCUCAAACCCCAAGUUAUUAUUAUGAUAAUGCUGUGUUGAAUAAUAGUGGAUCAGAAGAAACUAACUAUUGGAAUGUUAAAGAGCAAGUACCAGAUGAAUUACCAGCGCCAAUUAUGACAUCUAAACCAGCCCAGAAGUUCAAUUUACAUCUACCUGAUAAGAAAAGAACGGGUAAUUUACAAGCAGAUUCUGACAAUAAAAGUAGUUUCAAUGUCUUAAGAAAAGAUGAUACAGGAGAAAUUGAUUUUAAUAAGAGAAGAGAAUCUCCAUAUAUUGAUUCAGAAUUAGCACCUAAGAGAAAUGCUCCCAAAGCACCCAGUAACGUCUCCCCACCAAGAAAUGUCUCUCUAUCUAGUCACACAAAUUUAAAACCAACUCUUAGAAGAACAAGUACUAAACGUAAGAUGAAGAAUAUGACAAGACCAAUUCCGAAUGGUGUAACCAAAGCACCCGUAGAAACUACAAGUCCCGUGUCUGACACAAUAGUGUCGUCAUAUACUCCUGCAUCUACCCAAGUAUUAGUUCCACAACCCUACAAAGGAGCAAGCGAUAUCACAAGAAAAAAGAAAACAGAGGAGGAAUAUCAUAAUCCUGCUUUAUCUUACAUUAACAAACAGAACCUUAACAGAUCCAGUUCUGUAGUAUCAGCGUCAAAUUCUAUAUUUAGUUCACCUUCGCCUGGGUUACUAAAAAGAGGUAGUUCAAGAAGAAUUGUGUCAUCUGCGAGUGCUGCCGAUGUUUUUGUCGAAAAUGAUAUCACAUUCGCUGAUGCUCCUCCAUUAUCAGACACUGAUUCCAACAAGGAUGAGAACAGUUAUAACAGUGACUCAUCAGAUGAUAUUAUCUGGUCUAACGCCUCGGAUAAGAGAAAUGAAUUUUCCCCAGAAAAAACUCAAACACAGGAUAAAGCUGAUUCUGACGUUGUGCUGGUAACUCCAACUACAGGGAAGGAUGUACUAGUUCGUAAGAUGACAUUAAGACCAUCGCCUGAAGUAGUUUACCAAAAUUUAGAGAAGUUCUUCCCAAGCGCCAAUUUAGAUAAACCAGUUGUUGAAGGCGGGUUAACUCCAACAUCACCAAUCUCAAUGAGACAAUCUUUUCAAGUAUCACAGUCCUCGUCCUCGAAUACUCCUCAAAACAAUCCAUUCAAACAACCUGAAUCAGACUCACAAAAUGAACCACCUUCUUCUGGAAAUAUGAGGCGUCUCAAGACACCUAAAAGGGCUAAAACUAUUAGAACAAUUGCCCACGAAGCAAGUGAAAAGAGAAAGCAAUCUAUGAAGAUUAAGAGACAGAAUACCAAAAUGUGGGGUACCAAAGUUGUUGAAAUUACCGAUAAGCAGGCUGUUGCUAUAAACAAAGCUAAAAAUUCAAAAGGUGAAUAUAAAGAAUUUGCUUGGAUUAAGGGGGAAAAGAUUGGGAAAGGUUCCUUUGGUGCCGUUUAUCUAUCACUUAACGUAACGACCGGUGAAAUGAUGGCAGUUAAACAAGUUGAGGUGCCUAAAUAUAGCUCACAAGAUGAAAAUAUUAUGAACAUGGUGGAGGCUUUGGAGUUUGAGGUGUCUACAUUGAAAGAUUUAGACCAUCCAAAUAUUGUUCAAUAUCUUGGAUUCGAGGUUAAGGACGACAUUUAUAGUUUAUUCUUAGAAUAUGUGGCAGGUGGUUCUGUUGGUUCUCUUAUUAGAAUGUAUGGUAGAUUCGAUGAACCGUUAAUUCAGUACCUUACCUUUCAAGUCCUCGAGGGUCUAUCAUAUCUGCAUUCCCGUGGAAUUUUGCAUAGAGACAUGAAAGCAGACAAUGUUUUACUAGACCAGGAUGGUAUUUGUAAGAUUAGUGAUUUUGGUAUUUCUAAAAAAUCCAAGGAUAUUUAUUCUAAUUCUGAUAUGACUAUGAGGGGUACAGUCUUUUGGAUGGCUCCCGAGAUGGUGGACACUAAACAAGGAUACAGUGCAAAGGUUGAUAUAUGGGCCCUUGGUUGUGUUGUCUUAGAAAUGUUUGCUGGGAAGAGGCCAUGGUCUAAUCUAGAGGUGGUAGCCGCAAUGUUCAAGAUUGGGAAAUCUAAAUCUGCUCCACCUAUUCCUGAUGAUACACUACCACUAAUAUCUGGCGCUGGUAGACAAUUUUUGGAUGCCUGUUUCGAAAUUGACCCAGAAAAGAGACCAACAGCGGAUGACUUACUAAGUCAUCCAUUUUUAAAGGACAGCAAUAAAUACGUUUUUGAUUCCACGGAACUUUACGAAUUUAUUAAAUCUAAUGAUAAGAUAAAUUCUACCAAGUUAAGAAUCUCUUCCCACGAAGGAAUCAAAGAUAACAAUAUGUAG
This is a messenger RNA of Maudiozyma saulgeensis, 4548 nucleotides long. Lineage: Eukaryota; Fungi; Ascomycota; Saccharomycetes; Saccharomycetales; Saccharomycetaceae. The record is from the annotation of a GenBank genome assembly.